AUGCGCCGAGCGCUCAGGCGCCGUCCCGGGAGCCCCCGAGGGCGGACCCCUGGGCCACGUAGGAAGAGAAGAACGCUUUAUGAAGGCAGGGAAGGAAGAGAAGAACGCCGUAUGAAGAUGGAGGCAGAAACUGAAAUGCUGCAGCCGCAAGACAAGGUGUACGCAAAGGAAAAAAAAGAUGUAAUAACAUUUAUCUGCAGGUUGAGCCAUGAAUAUUCAAAACAUGGUCUGCCUGACUAUGCCACCCAUGGGAAAAAUCAACAAGAAGCGAUGUAUAUGGUAGAAAGGAAUGGGCGACAACAGCUAUUGCAAAUAGAGAGGGCUCCUGUCACACCGGCUGGCGGGUUGUGGCGGUGCCAGCCAGUGUGUGCGAGUGUGUCUGCGUGCCCGCGCCUGGGCGGACCGACCCGGAGCAGCAGUGCGCCUCGCCCCGGGGAGGCGGCUCCGCACCGGCGCCUCGCCCGCAGCCGCUGCGGGGGGCUCCUCCGCAAACUUGCGGCGGGCGCCGUGCGUCCUCGUGGCUCCAGCACCUGGCGAUCCGAGGGCAAAGGCGCCUGGAGCGCGUGCGGCUCGCGGGGCCCGCGGGUGGCCGGGGCGGCGGGGCCGCGCCGUGCCUUCGCCCUUGGCCGGCGCCCUCGAGAGCCCCAUGCAGCCCCCGCGCUCGCGGCCGCAGCUGCCCGGCUGCCCGGGGCAGGUCCGGGACCCGAGCCGCGCUCCCCAGCGCCUGAGCGCCGGCGGCGGGAUGCCCCGCGCCGCCUGAGAGCGCGCGCCGCGCCCGGGGCUGGGAGCCGGGAGCCGGGCGCCCCCGGGAGCGCAGGGCGCCCCACGCCGCCGCCGCCGCCGCCGCGCGCCGGCGCCGGUCUCCCCGCUCGAUCCGCAGGCCCGGCUUUGCCAGCCCCGGAGCGCCGGAGUGCCGCGGGGCUGCCAGCCAGCAGCUCGCCCCGGCGUCAGGGGCAUGGAGGAGCGGCGGGCUCGGAGCCGCGCCCCGGAGUCCCCGAAACUUCCGAGCUGCCGCGCGUCCGCGUCUCUGCCGCUGUCGCCGUGUAG
Molecule: messenger RNA, 1047 nt
Organism: Rangifer tarandus platyrhynchus (Svalbard reindeer)
Lineage: Eukaryota; Metazoa; Chordata; Mammalia; Artiodactyla; Cervidae
Source: the annotation of a GenBank genome assembly